GCCGCGGAGCACUCGGGGUCGCGCCGCUGGGGCCUAAGCGCGUUCCCGCUGCACGCAGGGCUCGGGUUGCGGCGGCGGCUCCCGACGCGCUCCCGCUCCGCCCCCUGCGCUGCCCGACGGGAGGUGCGAUGGCUUCCCGCAAGAGCUCCAGGGCCACCGGCGGCAGCCCCAGCCCCGGCUCCAAGAGAGAGACUAAGCAUGGAGGAGGCAAGAAUGGAAAGAAAGAAGGCCUCUCUGGAAGCUCAUUUUUCACCUGGUUUAUGGUAAUUGCUUUGCUGGGAGUUUGGACAUCAGUAGCAGUUGUCUGGUUUGAACUUGUAGAUUAUGAAGAAGUUCUAGGAAAGCUUGGGAUAUAUGAUGCUGAUGGAGAUGGAGAUUUUGAUGUGGAAGAUGCUAAAGUAUUGCUAGGCCUGACCAAAGAUGGCAGUAAUGAAAAUAUUGAUUCCCUUGAGGAAGUCCUUAAUAUUUUAGCAGAGGAAAGCUCUGAUUGGUUUUAUGGCUUUCUCUCAUUUCUCUAUGAUGUAUUGACUCCUUUUGAAAUACUAGAAGAAGAAGAGAGCGAAGCUGCAGAUGAUGUUGAUGGUACGUCACAGAAUGAAGGGGUUCAGGGAAAAAAGACUUGUGUUAUUUUGGAUUUACAGAACCAAUGACUGAAAGACUAAUUUGAUUGGCUUUCGAAAAUGUCCAUGAAAUCAUCAACCUUAAUAUAGCAAGAAUUUAUGGCAUUGAGGGGAACCUCCCAAAUGGACACUCUAAAGAUUGAACUAAAGUUAGCCAUGCAAUGCUGUUUCAGUAGUUGAAAGCCUUUCAAUAAUUUUUCCAUUUUUUUGUGGCAGGAUGGCAAGCAUUAUGCAAGUGUGUAAAUAUAUGUAGAAUAAAACGUGUAUCUGUGGUUGUGUAGUUGGUUUCUGUAUGUGCUUCAAUUUGUGCAUUUUGUGCACAAAACUUACAAAGCUUAAGUGUAAUAAUCUCUACUGUUAACACUAUAACAUUUGUCUUUCUAGCAAACAUUAACUGAAGCAUUUUGUAAUAGCCUUGAUUAUAAAGUAUUCUAGCAUGACUGCAUUUUGUAAAUACAUAUUUUUAUGUUAAUCCUUAAUAUAGUCAUGACAAUGAUAAUUCUCUUGUGAAAUAUAAUUUUAAUAAAUAACUUAUUUUGUGAUCCACUGGUUUCUCAGAUAGGUUCUUUUUACUUUUUCAAAGAAAGGCACUAAUUUAUAAGUGCUUGAAAAUUCUACAGGAACAUUUGUUUCUAAGUUAGCUAACAUCAUGUAUUCAGAUGAAUACUGUCAUAUGGUUUAUUCCCACUGAUUUGGUUGUCAUAUGGUUUAUUCCCACUGAUUUAUCUGUUUUCAAACUAAAUCUUCAGUCAUUUCUUUAAUAUGACAAUCAAAUCACAAGGGCUGUUCCAAAUUUCUUUUAGUUUUUAAGGUGGGCCUUCUGUGGAAGUGGGAAGUUAUAAUUAUGUAUUUCUAAUGUAAUACUGAAUAUAUUAAAGACUAAUUGGAAAUUAGAAUUUUAUGUCUUCUAUUCCUUGAGAAAUUUAAGUAUUUAAUGUAGUUUUGCAAAUUUGAAUCUUGUGAAACUGUUUUAUGGCAGUUGUUCCAGACAUACUUUCCAUGUAUGUGAAUUUUGUCUGCUGUCAUGAAGUUACUGGUAUAGAAAGGGCAGUUUAUAAUUGUGUCCUGCAGUUUGUAUCAGGUAUCAAAAGCUGAAACUAAGCUGUCCUUUUAAAACAUGAAUUAUGUACUCAAAAAAAUUACUAUUAAAAUUGUAUCAAAUUGGUUUUUGUAAUGCCUGCUUUGCUGAAGUUUAUGUUGGUUUCCUAUAUGAACAUGAUACCCAAGUUUAAACACAAGUAGUUGCAGGCUGAAAUUUUAACUUCUUUUAAAAAUAAAUAAAAUUUCACUUACUUUAGCAUGCCAUUUUUAAAGCAAUUUAACGUGCCUGUUUGAAAAAACUUUCUCUAGAUCAUCCAAUUCAAGGUACUAUAUAAUCUUUUAAAAGUAAUAAAAAUGUACUAGUGUUAGGCAAGUGAAGUGUUGUGAUGGGCUGAUACUGAUACUCAAGGUUUAUAAAUUAAGUAGAGCCAUAAGAGCCUUGGUCACAUUUUCUUCCAAAUAUUUGGGUAUUAGGAUAUAAAAAAGCUAACAACAUAAAAAUUUAAUGGGUUUUAAAACAAGAUAUAUGAAGUGUAAGGCAAAGAAAAUAAAUAAACAAACCCCUAAACAUUAUAAAAAUAAAUGCUAGUAGAUCUGGAGUAUUACUCAGCAAUUGUUAGCAAGUGCAAGAAACUUGCAGUGUCUGAGAUGUAGGAAAUAAGUAAGCUUGGGUUGUUUUUUUUGUUUGAGAAUUUUAUUUAUCUUAAUUUACAAGAAGAUUUCUUCUUAAUUAGAAGAAGAUUUGAAUUAGAAAUAAGAGUUUCAUCACUGUUUUGGGAUAAUAUUGCCUCUCAAUGUGGAUUACAAAAUUGUCAUAUAACAUUGAAUUCUAUUGAAGAUACUUCAGUAAUGGAAAUAAAUAGCCAAAAAGAGAAGGGAAACAUCUGCUGUAAGAAUUCCAUAUAAUGAAGUUUAUACAAAAUUUUUAAAAACUGAAUUGAUAAACUGGAAAUAUUUCAGGUGAAAUUGAGGUGGAUUGCUUGAACCACUAGAAGGCUAGAGGCACUGAGGUGAUCAGUAAACAGUGAAUUAGUUUAAUGUGGGUGCAGAUAUGAAAGGUGCACGAGCAGUUCUGAUUUGAUAUCAUGCAGCUUCCUUGUUGGUUUUAUUAAGUGUGUAGGCAUCUGCUCAAAAACGAUUAAGUGGGAAUGAAGAAUUUGUCAGGGGAGAAGGGGUGAGGGGUGGAUGCAAAGACCUAGUGUAAGUAAAUAUCUUUGUAGGAUACUUCCUUCUGGAAAAUAGUCUUCUCAGAAGUGUUCAGUCUUGCCUGGGGUUGUUCCUGUUGAGUUGACAAUUGAACCCUCACCUGUGGUUGUCUCUGGACGUUUGGAAUAGAGGAGUUUGGCUUUCAUGUAUUCUCUUAAUGGUUGUGAUUACAAGCAGAACUUGGCUAGUAAGGACAGUAAUAACAUGUAGUUGAAUAUUCAGUUAUAUCAGCAUGGCAGGCUUUUUGGUUUGUUAGUUCAUUUGUUUUAUAAAAGGCAUUUAAAAGCAAAAAACAUUAAGCUGAGUAUGAUGUGCAAAUAAGCAAAGAAAACUGAACAGUAUCCCAAUUUGCUUGUGAGUCCGCCCAAAUAGUUUGAAAUUAGUUGAGGAACUUGAAAACUAAAUUUUUAGUUUGAUUGUUCAUGACUCUAAAAAUACAGUCAUUGAAUUUUUUAAAGUAUUUUUAAAGUGUGGGUUGAAAGCUGUGGCAUUUUGACUUCUAUUAUCUUAGAAUAAUUGUUUUAGAAAGCAAGGCUGCUGCUUUCUCCUGAAGUUUCUGGUUUGAGAAUUUAAAACAGGAGAAAAUUAGUAGCAAACAAUGGUUUUUUGGAAUGUGUGUUUUUUCCAGUGUGUGGAAAAUAUAUUGUUUAAGUGAUCAGAACUUGCUGGGUUUUAUACCUGGCAAGGAAUGAAGCUUUAUGGAUUUUAUAUUAAAUUGGACAUGUGAGUUUUAUUAGAAUACCCUCAUAUACCUUACAGUUAAUUUAUAUUUAGUUUUUGGAAUGCUAGAAAUAAAUAUCUGUGAUUAAAAUUGUAGUCUUCCAGUUUGUCCAGCUUUUAGAAAUCUGUGGGCUGUUUUACUUUGUCAUUUGUUGGUAAGUGUUUGAUAUUUUAAUUGCUAGUCUUCAAACAAAAUACUGCAUUAACCUUCAUAGCAAAGCUUUUUCUUGCUUUCUUGUGAUACUAAUCAAACUAAAUUUAUCGGGGUAAAAACUCUUAAUACCCAUACAUCUGAAAUGGCCAAAAACUUUUGGAAGCUUUGAACCCCAGAUUUCUGUGACCACCUUCAGCAGUAUUUAAUUUGAAGGUAAAAGAGUGUUAUAUGGCAGAGAGAAAUCACAAUGCUCAUAAUGUAUAGAAUAACUUUGAAUUGAAGGGAAUAGAGGUUGCGGAGAUUGUUUGCAUAUCUGUUAAAAUUUUUAUUGCAAAGAUUUUUACCCCCCCCCCUUUAAAAAAUUUCAUUAUUAGUUAGCCUCAAUUGACUGACUAUAGAAGAAAUCAAAUUUUCAUGACUGUUAUUGGUACAGGUUGCAUUUAGAUGGAAGCAUAGAAGAAGAAUAUAUUGAAGCAUGUGAAAGAUUUUCAUUUCAUUGUCAGAUGGGAGAGGUGAAACCCACCUGUAUUGUAAAUGUAAUUUGGAAGCUGGGGAAAGCUGCUGUGUACAGAUCAGUCAUUUUGGAGAGAUGUACUACUGAAUUCCCUGUUUGGUUUCCAUCAGAUAAGCAGCUAUCACAAUGAUGUCCCACUGGCAUGAAAUAAAUUAGGUAUUUAUCAUGUUCAGUUAGAAUGUUCUCAAGAUGAGGCUAAUAAAGGUAAGAUGUGCUUGUUGGUUUCUUAAAUCUGCUCACUCAGGAUGCAGCAUAAACAUCUGUGACUUCAGGGAAGAAAAAUGCUUUCUGCCACGUGUAUCUGAUCUGGAUUUUUCUUCUGACAUUAGACAGUUAGAUAAGCAAGAGAUAUUAAAGCAACGUGUGGAGAAUAUGCUGAAGUUUGGUGUUUGGUUGUUUGAGGGGUUUUUAUGCUAGUUGUAUGAAUUAAAAUCUGCACUUGGAGAGAUACAGGCUUUGGUAAGAAAAGUACUCUGAGCUCAGUUAAAGGUAAGUGGGUGUUAGCUUUCUGUCAGUAAACUAAUUUUGUUUAGCAGAUGACUUUGUAUGUCUAGUAUAGCAUAUUAUAAUUGCAAAAUCGCAGUAAUAAUUUUGUGCAGGGGGUUAUACAAACAAUCAUAAUUUUUUCUGACGUGCAGUUCUUCUGGAAAAGGAAAAUAAAAAGGAGAGAAAAAAAUGUUAAUAAUGAUUUUGGCUUACAGAUUUUUAUUUCCUCUUUUGGCAUGCAAUUUCAGCAUAUUUUUUUAGAUUUUUGUGUGGCUAAGGAGGUUCUUGAUGGAACAUCAUAAAUUAGGGCAAGAGUUGGAACACCAGCCCUAGUGUUUUAAAACUUGACACUUUAUAUUCUGUUAUCCAGGCUUUGCAUAAAUUACGGAAGGGUAGCAAAGGCUGUCUGUCAGCUGCUAUGAGCUAACCUAGCCCAUUUGCUUUCUGCAAUAAAUGCAAAGUAGCCUCUCCCUUUUUCACAUCUAAGUGGAUAAACCACCUUAAUUAGCUUCCAUUUGUUUCCUGGUGCUGCAGGUUAAAAAUGUUUAUGGAGGUAGAGGUUGUGGAGAAAUUGACUUAGAGGAAAUUUUUCACAUGGCAAAGCCUUUUGUCUAGCAAGGCUAUUAAAGUUUUCAGGAUUAUUAAGUGAAUGAAAUAGUAUUUGCACAUGCCAGGUUGCUAAAUACAUUGUUAAAUAUGAGAAUGCUAUUUGUCAACUCUGGGAAGCUGCUGAAAAACAGAGAGCUUUUUGCCUAUUUUUUUUCAAUGCUUAUCUUUCUAAAUAAAAAUAGUAUUUAUGUAUUUUUCUUCUGAUGCUCAACUUCUAAAUCUCUAUUCUCACUUGGGGGUUGUUUGUGGAUAAUGUUCUUGAGCAUUUUUAUGGGGAAAAAUAGAGGAAAUUACUGGACUGUUGCAGAAUAGUAAUGCUUUGUGAUAUUCCUGAGCUUCAAAAGGUCCAUUAAGAUAGUAAGCUGACCACCUUUAAGCACUGUAUGAAAAUGACCACUCUGAGAGGAGUAUUCAAUUUAUAGAAUGACUGUUUGAAAGAGUUAUUUAAAAAUAUUGUAAACCUAUGUUAACUUUGAACACAACUUUUUAAUUAACUAACUCAAAUAAUGGCCAUUUCUGAACUUCUCUUAUACCCACAUUUGAUGUUACAAAUUGUAUAUUUACUUCUUGCAUUGCCAGCAUUGGACAUUUAUAAUGUGGGAUUGAAUGGAUUAAAAAGAAGGAACUUUAAAACUAGUUCAAAACCAUUAUGAAGCCACUUGAAUUGGACUUUAGAAUAAGAGUCCACAAGUUCAACUACAUGAUUUAUAGAAUUCUGGACAUUUGUUUGUGUGUUCCCAUGCUGUAAGAGCCUAAGUCUUGGAUGAAUUCCCUUAGGUGCCAGAUUUUGUCGCAUGCCCUGGACAUUGCUAUCUUUUGCACCCAUCUUGCUUCAGCAUAAUUGGGGCUGACAAGUAAAACUUCCAUGUGCUCUAGGGAUUUCCCUUUUAGGGAUCAUGAUCAGGUGGGAAUCAAGAUGUAGCAGGAUUUUGGUCUUGUGAUUAUUGCAUAAUACUAAUGCUUUAAAAUAUAUUAUUUUACAUACUUCUCUUGUGAACAGAUCUAUUAAUAUGUUAAAGUUUACAUUAUUAUAUAGUUAUGUCAUGAAUUGAUAAUUUGCUGAGAACUUUAGUGCUAUUCAUUGCUUAAAAGCAGAUUGAAACAAAAUUAUUACUUGUGUGAAUGUUCAACAAGUGAAAUAACAGGAAUCACUAACAAGCUAUUUUGUAAUCUUUCAACAUAGUCAAUAUAUGUUAAUUUUAAAAUAAUUUGAAAUAUCUGUAUGAUAAUUGUUGUAUAUAUUGAUACUUGCAAAAUUUCACUGUUUUCUUUGUCAACAUAUGCUUUUAAGAGUAUCUUAAAAUAUCCAGUAAUGUUUAAUUUUAAUAUGCAAAGUGGGCAGGGAGUGUAAAUUUAAAUAUGGUUUUGUUCAACUUUUCUGGGUACCUUUUAUUGUUCAUAUUUAUACUGAUGAUGUGAGAGUUGGAGUCUAUUUUUCCUUUUAUAGGAAAAAAAAGUUAACUUAUUCUUCCAUACACUACUUAGAAAUAGUAAGACCGAAUAAUGAUUUUAGUCAAGUUAGAGCUCUGGACUUCAGCAAUGGUGGUAAUCUAUGAGGGAGCAGCUCAAAAAGACUUAUCCCAGGUGUGAAUUUGUAAGGAAAUUAAUCUUAAGCCUGUAUUUUCACUGAUUAACCUUUUUUAAAACAAUUUUGGCUAUAAUAUCAACACCUGAUAUUUUGAAAACAUAUAGUAUAGAAGUUAGAUGCAAGGUGAUUAAAGUGACUUUACAUUUAAAUUCUUUAAUUUUAUGAUUUCAUUUUUUUAGUAUAGACUGUUUUAGUAUAUUGUUUGUUUUUUUCAGAUUAAGUGUUUAUAUAUGCCACAGUUUAGGUAGGUACUGUUUUCUGGAAAUCUAAGCUCAUGGUGCAGACAUUCAGUGUAGGUGUUCUGUAUGUCUGAAUGAGAAGCCUAGUGUUAAGACAUGGGAAUAUCUCUUCUCAUUUAAUAAGAUUAUGUAUGAGUUUAAAAAUACAUAGUUACUGUAUCUUUUCAGCUUUUCUUUACUUUCUAGUUGGCUUUUAGCUAGCAACUUACAUGAUUUUUGUGGUUAAAAUUGCUGUGUUUGUGAGAUUUAAGUUUUAAUCCACAGCAUCAUGAUAGUGAUAAUCCAGUCUCUUUUAAUGGUAUUAAAAAGAUGAAGCUAAAUGUUAUUUGUAUUUUUGGAAAGGUUUCUGCCUUUAUGCCUCUUGUGGUACUAGCUAUAAAUUAUAGUACAAUCAAAAGGCUGACUGCUCUCAGUUUGUUAGCUACAAUGGUAAAAGACUAACAGUCUAAAGGAGUCUGAAGUAAUGCAGUUAAGUAUUUUAACUAAUGAACUGGUAACUGCUUUUUAGUCCUGAAUAAUACCUUUGCCAAAACAUUUAUUUUCCUUUGGAUAAAGAAACAUACAUUGUAAUUUAUUGUAAGAAAACAGUUAGUUUAUAUACUCUGCAAUACCUGUGUACUUGAAGGCCUUUUGAGUUAACAUGUUUAUAAAAUAUUUAUAAAAUUUUAUAGAAACAUAAAUUAGUGCAUUUAAGAGGGAACUGGCAAAUACUUUGCAAAGAAAUCAUAGGGGGGUGUUGGUUAUAAUUAUGUGUCAGUACUUGUCUGGAGAACUGAGCAAUCUCCAAGUCAAGAUGCUUCACAAGUAGCAUCUGGUAAUGUGGUACUUUUCUUUGCUUAGUCUUUCACAUCAUACUUGUGAUAGUCCUGCAACUGAAGUUGCUUUAUUUUUAAUGAGUUAAUAUUUUGUAUUUUUCCAUAACAUUGUGGUGUGCUAUCUAAAGUGAACUUUUUACAUAAGAUGGCAGGUUGGAAAAUUUAAUGUCAGGUUUAUUAAAUACCACAAAUAUGCUCAUAACCUAUUUCCAUUUUGCAACUAAUUAGGUGAGGAGCCAGGAGGGGUAGCCAAGAAAAAAACUAAACUCAAAGGUAUUUUUAAUGUUCUUUUUCAUGCGGAACUUUAUGCAGAUAAGGAUGUAUGAAAUGCAUGUGCAUUACAAAUACCAACUGUGGGUUAUAAUGUUUACUAAUACUAGCUAUGUUGGCUAAAUAUUUUCUAAUGGAGCAGCAAAUAUUGUUCUUGCAAUUUCUCAGUAUUUACUUUUACUACUGAUUGAAAUUCAGUGGCAAUGUGAGCGCUUUCCUAACUAGAAAUGAUAUUUUGUGGAUUUUUCUUACAACAAAUGUCUUGUUUGGAUUGUAAGUAGUUUAUGAUAACCUGAUAUUCUGCAUGUUUUUAAGUAAUGUGUUGCUACAUAUGAAAUGUUCUUUGUUAUGUUCCAUGAAUUCAUGAUACCAUUACUAUAUUGUAAUUGGCCUUGAGUGCCUUAAUUCUUCUAAGGCUGUACUUUAAUAGUUUAAUCUAUUUUUUUUCCUGUGAGAAUUGGAAUUUAGGCAAAGUCCAACAACUUCCCCUUUAAUAUUAUUUGCAGGAUUGAUUGCAACAUUUUCUGAAAGCUUAGUGUGGGAUAGCUUGCAACCAAUUUAUGCCAUAUAUUUAUUUAUAAUUACAUUGCUGUAUGAACUGGUCAUAGUGUUGAAGACAAAAAAAGCUAAUUAGCAACAGCAAACACCAAGGUACCAGGUGUACUUCAGGUGUGUAGCUUUUUAUAUCUGUUCAGUUGCAGCAUGAGGCUGUGGAAACAGUCUCUAUGUUACAUUAACCACAUAUAGACUGCAAGGUGUUUUUUUCCUAGCAGUAUAUGAAAAAUGCAUGCUAUUCACCAUACAAACCUUCACGAGGAAAAAAGUGUAUUUGCUAAGGAAAGUUUGCUGCUCAUUCCAGUGUGGCUUUUCUUAGCAUCUUGCAUCAAGUUGAAAUUUUUAGCAUUUGUUCCAUAUUGUGCUUGGUAUAACUUGGUUGCAAACUGCGUGUUUCAGAGACUGUAAUAACUGUCGCUUAGCAAUUCUUUCCUGAGUUUUGGAUUAUUUUUCAAUGUUUGAUAUGAGAAUAAAUAAAUGGCAUAUUUCAAAUGUUUUAUGUCAAAAACCAUUUGGAAGGAAAUAUGAUGUCAUUCACUUUAGACCAAACUAUGUAAUUGAAUUGUUCACUCCACAGAAACAUUACACAACAUUACACAGCUAGAGGCAGACUUGUGAGAAAGUCUGAAUAAAAAUAGAGGUGUUUAUAUGUAAAAGUCAUUAUUACUUCCUUAAUAAUAUGGGAGUAUUAGUUUCAAAAUUAAAUACAAAUAUUGCAUACAGAUUUAAUGAAAAAUCUCUGAUUUUUAUUGAAUUAAAAUUCCUUAUUCUAGAGAAUUCUACUGAUAUUGACAAAUAUUUUCAAAACUAUGGCAAAAUGGAAGUAAAUAUUGAACAUUAAACAUAUUGAACAUAAAUUUCAAGGCUUCUGUUCUGAUUGUUCUUAUAACAUAUUCUCUGUAUACCCUGUCACAGCCAAAUGUGAAUUGAAGUAAAGAAGCAUAAGUGACACAACUUCAAAAGUAAAAUAAAGAAAAAAAUGUUGAUGAUAACUGAAAAACAAAGUUGUAAGAACCAA
Zonotrichia albicollis (white-throated sparrow) is the source of this 9835-nucleotide messenger RNA. NCBI's taxonomy places the organism in Eukaryota, Metazoa, Chordata, Aves, Passeriformes, Passerellidae. The record is from RefSeq and is a predicted model, not a curated record.